GUGCUCCGGAGCUCCUGCCCUGGUGGGUUCUGCUACUGCCAGCCUCAUACCCGUGCCGGUGGUAUCUGUGCAUGUCUGUGUUUUCAUCCGCAUAGAUGCUGCCCUCUUGGACCAUCGGCCUUCUCCUGCUGGCCACAGUCAGAGGAAAGGAGACCUGCUAUCCACCUCUUGGCUGCUUUUCUGAUGAAAAACCGUGGGCAGGGAUCCUUCAGCGGCCUUUGAAGUUACUUCCCUGGGCCCCCAAGGACAUUGACACCGGCUUUCUUCUGUACACAAAUGAGAAUCCGAACAACUACCAACUGAUCACUGCCACCGACCUAGCCACCAUCGAGGCUUCAAAUUUCCAGUUGGGCCGCAAGACACGCUUCAUCAUCCACGGCUUCAUAGACAAGGGGGAGGACAGCUGGCCGUCAGACAUGUGCAAGAAAAUUCUGAAAGUGGAGGAGGUGAACUGCAUCAGUGUGGAUUGGAGACGUGGGGCCUGGACAGAAUAUACUCAAGCCGUCCACAACAUCCGGCUGGUGGGAGCGGAGAUCGCUUUCUUCAUUCAAGAGCUGUCGACCCAGCUGGGCUACGACCCCGAGGACGUGCACCUCAUCGGCCAUAGCCUGGGCGCGCACGCGGCGGGGGAGGCCGGCCGGAGGCUGGGGGGCCGCGUGGGCAGGAUCACAGGACUGGAUCCAGCAGAGCCGUGCUUCCAGGGCACACCUGAGGAGGUUCGCCUGGACCCAUCUGAUGCCAUGUUUGUGGAUGCAAUUCACACAGAUUCUGCUCCCAUAAUUCCUUUCCUCGGUUUUGGAAUGAGCCAAAAGGUGGGCCAUCUGGAUUUCUAUCCAAAUGGAGGAAAUCAAAUGCCUGGAUGUCAGAAAAAUAUCCUUUCAACCAUCAUUGACAUAAAUGGACUAUGGGAAGGAACCCAAAACUUUGCGGCUUGCAACCACCUAAGAAGCUACAAGUAUUACUCAAGCAGUAUCCUCAGCCCUGAUGGCUUCCUGGGCUACCCGUGUGCCUCCUACGAUGAGUUCCAGGAGGACAUUGACAGUUAUGAGGACUUCAGGCCAGGUGUUCGGUAG
Molecule: messenger RNA, 1073 nt
Organism: Ceratotherium simum simum (southern white rhinoceros)
Lineage: Eukaryota; Metazoa; Chordata; Mammalia; Perissodactyla; Rhinocerotidae
Source: RefSeq, a predicted model, not a curated record